AUGAAGAGCUUGGCUCCCCCGGGCUCGCUGCUCGUUCCCAGCGCGGCGAGGCCGGGCCGGUGGCUGUGCCGGGGCAGGGGGGACCGCGGCCGCCGUCCUCCGCCGCUGCUGCCGAGGCCCUUCCCCGGCUGCUCCGGCGCUGCCGCGCACCGGCCGCUGCCUGGCCGGGAGCAGACAAAGGAGGAGAGGCUCCCCCCCUGCGCCGUGGCGUGGGAGCACGGGGCCGCGCUGGCUGCUGCCUGUCGCCGCUGCCCGCGGCCGCACAAGGCUGCACUGUUGGGAGAAGAACAAAACCUUUGUCCUACUCCAUCAAGGAAGCUGAGUCAGAACAGCUGCUUAGCAAAGGAUCUGAAGAGGUUUCAGAAGCAGUUAGAAAGGGAAGCGGGGAAGCCUGAGGCAAGAAAACGUGCCUUUAUUCUGAAGACCCUGAAAAUGCCUUCAGAGUACUAUUUGUUUGUGGAAGAAUUUUGCAAGAACCCUGGCAUCAUUUGGGUCAUGAUACUGGUUGGCAAGUCACAAGGUGGGGGAAUGUUCCUGAAAACUGAAAUGUAUAAUUGACUGAAGAAGGUGAGAAUGACUGUCUUUUCUUUGGGAAUAUCCAACAGGCAUUUUGUUCAUUUGCUCUUUUUUCAUCCUCUCCUUCUGCCAGUGCUUGGCCUGUUCUCCCAUGAUGACCUCCUGCCAUACUCUUCACCAUUCUCCAGGUUAACAAUAAAGCUUUUUACAAUGGA
This is a messenger RNA of Lonchura striata (white-rumped munia), 731 nucleotides long. Lineage: Eukaryota; Metazoa; Chordata; Aves; Passeriformes; Estrildidae. The record is from RefSeq and is a predicted model, not a curated record.